Molecule: messenger RNA, 1443 nt
Organism: Neltuma alba
Lineage: Eukaryota; Viridiplantae; Streptophyta; Magnoliopsida; Fabales; Fabaceae
Product: 3-ketoacyl-CoA synthase 2-like
Exons: 3
Coding region: 1-1443 (480 amino acids)
Biological process (GO): fatty acid biosynthetic process
Cellular component (GO): membrane
Molecular function (GO): acyltransferase activity, transferring groups other than amino-acyl groups
Source: RefSeq, a predicted model, not a curated record
AUGAUGAACCUGUUGCUCCUCAAGUCUUUUUUGAUAGCUGCUUCAGCUUCUGCUUGUGUUCAUCAUGAAUUCAAAUAUGUUCAUCCAUCUCUAAUAUUUUCUUGCUUCUCUGCGUCAUUCCUCCUAACCCUAGCCAUUUUUCAUCACUUGAAGAGACAGCCAAGCAAAGUAUACUUAGUAGACUUUGCCUGCUACAAACCAAACGAUUCUUGUGCUCUCACCAAGGAAAUGUUAUUGGAAACACUAAAGAGCUUUGGAGUUUUCUCAGAGGAGAACGUGAGACGAAUGGGGAAAAUUUUGGAUAAGUCUGGUUUAGGAUCUAAGACGUACAUCCCUCGAGCUCUAAUGCAGAACCAACCAAAAGUAUGUCUGAUUGAGGCAGGGAAGGAGGCAGAGACUGUGCUUUUCGGAGUCAUUGAUGAACUUCUGGAGAAAACAUGGGUCCACCCAAAGGAUAUAGGAAUUCUUGUUGUGAAUUGUAGUACGUUUUGUCCCACACCAUCUCUCUGUGACAUGAUCGUGAAUCGAUAUAAACUCAAACACAACGUUUUGUGCUAUGAUCUUAGCGGCAUGGGGUGCAGCGCUGGAGUUCUUGCUAUUGACUUUGCCAAACGCCUCCUCCAGUCACACCCGAGCUCGUAUGCCAUGGUUUUGAGCACUGAAAAUGCAAUUAUGGGGACGUACUUGGGAAACGACCCUUCAAUGCUUCUCAUCAAUUGUCUCUUUCGCAUGGGUGGUUCUGCUUCUCUUCUCUCCAACCAUCCUUUAGAUCGUCAUCGUUCCAAGUACCAAAUCAUUCACACACUUCGCACCCACAUGGCUUCCGAUGACAGAAGCUACAACUGUGUGUUUCAACGAGACGAUGACCAGAAAAUAAUUGGUGUUUCCAUCUCAAAAGACCUCAUGAACGUUGCAGGUCACGUCCUCAAGUCUCACAUCACAUCGCUCGCCCCAUUGGUCCUUCCUGUCUCAGAAAAACUCAAGUUUCUUGUAAACUCUGUCGGAAGGAAGGUUUUGAGAUUGAAGAUUGAAGCUUAUGUUCCGAAUUUCAAGUCGGCUUUUGAGCACUUUUGCAUUCACACUGGAGGAAGGGCAGUGUUGGAUACGAUGCAGAAGAGUCUUGAGCUUCAAGACUGGGACGUGGAACCUUCAAGAAUGACACUUUAUGGGUUUGGGAACACAUCUUCGAGUUCAGUGUGGUAUGAAUUGGCUUACUGUGAAGCCAAAGGAAGAAUCAAGAAAGGUGACAGAAUCUGGCAAUUAGCAUUUGGGUCAGGGUUCAAGUGUAACAGUGCAGUGUGGGGUGCAUUGGACAACGUUGAAGCAGGUUCACUGAAGAAUCCAUGGAAUGAUGAGAUUCAUAAAUUCCCUGUUAAUGUGAUGAGAUUGAGUAAGAUGAUCGGUCAUUUUAACAUUGUCGCGUUGCGGUCAGAAAAUAGCUGA